CCUAUCGCACAUUGUGCGCUGUCGCCCGUUUCGUGCCCGUGCCCGUAUGUUCGCUGCAACGUUUGCGUUCGCCUGUGUUCCCGUUCCGUUCGCAUUCGUGUCAGUCGAGAUUGAGAGUGCGAAUUUGGCCUACAGACCUAAUUUUCUGUCUGCAGCCAAAACAAACCCAAUUAAAUACCGAAAAAUCGCGUUGAAAUUAAAGUGAACUAUUUAAAUAAACUAAUAAACAAGUGCUACGCAAUGUGAGGCGACAAUUCGAUGAGCGCAUACAAUACAAAAUACGCAAUAAAAAAGUAGGAAAUCGUUUUCUUCGUCACUUCAUUAGUGUGAAUUGUGCGAAUUGCACAAUUGUAGCGAACUUUUUUUUGCUGCUUCCACUUAUAUCAAAAAAAGUACACAAAUUGAAGCAGUGAAGUUGAAAUGCCUGGUGCUUAGGUGGCGGAGUGCGGCGGAGUGUGUUAGUAAGGAAUUAUCGCGUACGCGUUCGGGAGCAACCGCGAAGUGCGCGCUACAUAUGUUUGAGUGUGUGUGUAUGUGCAUGGCAAGUAGUUGGUGUUGCGAAUAAUGUGCAUUGUUGUUAUUGUAUCAUAGCUCCCAUAUACAUACAACUAUAUGUAUGUAUGUACCCCUCCCACAGCCACAAACGCAUUCUGUGCUUCCAAGCGCUGACAUACCAUAUGUAAGUACAUACAUAUGUCCAUACAUCGCGCUGUGUGUGCUUGCAGCUGUGUAUAUACGAAGCUCAGACGGGGGGCGACGUCGGACGACGAGCCGAUAACUAGUUGUGACCGCUGCUGCUACAGCUGCAAGAUAUUUUUUGAAUUGGACUGCAAUUUGCAAUGCCAUUCUGGAGCUUUCGCAGCGCUGCGGGAUUAGUGUUCCUAGUAAUUGUGUGCUAAUAAAUCGCUAAAGUAAAGCGAAAAUAAACGCAUAACGCACGUAGCAAAGCGGUAACCAAAGCGGCCAGUGUACAGUGCGCUCGUGAUAUUCAUCCGCCGCGGUGUACCGCAUGUGAAAAAAAUGUGCAUAAUUUAGAUUAGAAAACGGUGUAAAGUGUAUAAGAUCGUAUUAGAUGUGCAAGAGAGCUUCAAUCCAGGCAUGAGUGUGUGAAAAUUAGUGCAAGUUCAUGUGCGGUACUUACAAACACACAUGCAUAUGUACGCUAUAUGAGAAGACAGUGUAUACAGCUAGAAGAACAGAUGUGAUUGCGCUGUAUUCCUGCAGGCAGACAGUCGGUAAGGUGAACCCAAGUAACCAGCACGCUUGGUAGUGUUUUAUAGUGCGACGCAGCAGCACAAUGGUGUGGCCAACAGAACGCGGUUCAAGUGAAAGGAAGAAACAACAACUUGGCUGGUAGGUUGGCUGCUUUGUAUGCUGGUAUUAGCCCUGCUAGAUGCUGUAGCACAAUGUAUAGCCAUAGUAGUGCGGAAAGAUUAUAAGGAAGAGGAAGAGGUGUACGCAUUACCAGCACGUCCGUGUCCGUGUAUAUCGCUAGGCUGCUUUGCAUAAAGAACGUUACGCAGCCGAAGACGAAGCAGACGAAAAAGCAGCGGAGGCAACAUGCACACGUACGAACAAAUGUGUAUUGGAAAAUAGAGGGGUUAGUGCGGAAAUACAAGCCCAUACAUACACACUAAAAAUCACUACCACUAUGGUACAUACACCGACUGCGCUACAUACAUACUGACAAACGCACGGCGAGCUUUUGCAGCCAGCCAGCGCACAGGCGGAAACUGUUGCUUGAAUAGAACGAAGCGUAAAGCAAAGCAAAGCAAAUAAACAUUGUGGUUGCCAAUAAGUGAAUACGAGCGGUGGGAUCGGUGGGAACGGUGGCGGGCAGCGGGCGCACAAUACUAAAAUCCACUAAGCACAUGCAUAUAUGCGCAAACCGUAAGCAUUGCAAAAGCUAGCAGCCAGUUAGUUAGCUAGUCAGUGUGUGUGAGCGAGACGGCGCGUUUGACGCGUAAGUGUGUGCGUGUGUGUGUGCGCGCGAAGCUGAAAGUGGAAGUAGAAUUAGCAGUAGCGCAACUUGUAGUAGAGAAGCAAUUAUGUGUGUACGUGUAUUUGCCUGUUUCACGUUUGUUGUUGUUGCCGGUAGUCGCGCAAUCUAUGUGAAAUAACGUCUGGCCCCCGCUCCCGUGCGCCCCAUUGACGGCGGCACCUUACGUAUUUACUAAGCGGCAGCACGGCAGUCGUCAUCAUUCACUGCCCUUACUAUAACAGCGCUCUACAUAUACGAGUAUACAACCAUCUAAAUGUUAUAUAUUGUGUAUGCUUAAGCUACAUAGAACUCGCAUCGCAUGCUUUUAUUUCGAUCUUGCUCACCACUGUUUAUUCAACAAUUAUUUUGCUACUCGUUUGGCACGAACUUGUAUGUACCUGCGACCUAACAAAUUUACAUGUAACAACAAACCUAAGUUUUAUAAAUUCAAUAUAAGUGUUUCAAGCGCUUCGUCCUGCAAUGGACGGUUACAACGUUCCAAUGUUAUCCGAUAGCGGCUAUAGUAGUAAUAAUAACAACAAUAUACAAACACAUACACAUCAUCACAAAGAUCAAAUGCUUAGCGCUGGCAGUGUCCCAGCCACACCCUUCAUCUACGAACUGCCCGGCAGCCAUAAAACUAUUAGCCAUCAACUGACGGGAAAUCUGAAGACGACCAGCAGCGACUUUGCCACCUUCACCAAUUGCAUACAACAAUCAGCGCUGCUCGAUCAGCGCACAGUUGACGCAGCCAAUAUCGAUGCUGUGUCGCUGGGUAGCCUUUGUGACCUGAAAUUCCCCAACUCACCGACGGCGGAUAGUAGUUUUAAGAAUAUCUCACUCAUCAAUAUCGAGGCUAAUCAUGUGUUGGUGCCAGCGAAAAGCAUCGCCACAAACGAUUUGAUUAACGAUGGCCAUGGCGUUGAGGCGACCUUUUCAAAUAUUUUAUAUGCCAAGGACGAUAUAGUUAUAGAGGCGAAGGAUAUGCCGCGCAGCGACGCCGCGCAGGUGACCCACGUGACGCACUACUUACCCCUGAAACUCAACAAUAAUAAUACCAACAACAACAACAACAACAGCGGUGUUGAGCAUAAAUUUCCAAAGGCCACAGUCACGGUCACGGCUGUGGCUGCAACUGCGCCGACUACUGGCACUACGGCUGUUGCGCCAGCGAUAGCGGUGAGUGUGCCCAAUUCCAGUGCGAUGACUGCCAUGCCGUACAGUACGACGGUCGGGGGUGUGACCGUUGCUGGUGGGGGUGGUAGAAGUAGGAGCAACAGAGGCGGUCGUGGGGCGAGAGGACAUGCCAACAGCCGAAAUGGCCGUGCAACUGCAAAUCGUCAGCAGCAGCAGCCACAACAACACCAACAGCAGUUGCAGCCACAGCCAGCAGAAGCUCUUGGCAGCCCCGGUGUUGCGUCAGCAGGCAGCGACUAUUUGACUACGAAUGCUGGAAAUAAUUUCAAUGUUACGGUAGUUAAUAAUCAGGUCAAUAGUAAUCAUCACAACCACCUAACAGAUAACCAGAUCACAACAACAACAGCAACAACGUCCACAAUUAUAGCCACAGACACUGCCAACAGUAAAGUCACCACACACGGCAUAAAUAAUUUCAUUAGCAACAACAAUCACAUCCAGAAUACUAGCACCAGUAAUAAUGGUAUUGGUAAUGGUAAUGAUAAUAGCACUGGUAUUGUUGUUGUGAACGGUAGUGCUACUAGUAGCAGCAACAGCAACAAUAACAGGUGCAGUAACAACAACAACAACAACAAUAGUUGUAGCAACAAUGUACAAACUAUAAACAGUAUUGCAACAAUGAGCCAAAACCGGGCAACGGUGUUGCAAAGUGUUGAGGAGGUGACCUUGGCCAAUUCACCCCCUCAACGGCCUGGUGCAGUAAUUGUAUCCACAUGUGUUCCCGAAGGCAGCUGCAAUAGCAAUAGUAGUAGUGUCAACAUAAAUCUAAAUAAUACCAACAACAACAAUAAGACUGUUGGCAGUACUACAAUGUCACCAAGUUCCAUAGAUCUGCUAAAAGAAUCGGCACAACAACAAUCACAACCACAACAACAGCAGCAGCAACAACUGCUGAACUCGUCGAGCGUUGAUUGUGAUUCUUUAUCCUCCAUGGAUGAUCUGCUAGACGAUCAGGAGAUUAGCGAAGCCAGUUUCGGUUAUCAAGACAAUACGUCAUCGCACUCGCAGCAGAGCGUUAGUGGUGGCGGCGGUGGCGCUGGUGGUGGCGGUGGUAGCAGCACCAGCAGCAAUGCCACCAAUGUUGUGCUGCUCAAUGGCAGCAGUGCGAAUGCUGCUGGCGGUUAUAUGACUCUCCUGCCACCGGCCACGUCUAGUGGCCAUAUGGGCAUGUCGUCGGGGGGCACUGGUGCUAGCGCUGGUGGCUCCGGUGAGGGCAUCGAUUUCAAGCAUUUGUUUGAGGAAUUGUGCCCCGUUUGUGGUGAUAAAGUGAGCGGCUAUCAUUAUGGCCUGCUGACGUGUGAGUCGUGCAAAGGUUUCUUCAAGCGCACCGUGCAGAAUAAGAAGGUCUACACGUGCGUCGCCGAGCGUUCGUGUCACAUUGAUAAGACGCAACGUAAGCGCUGUCCCUACUGUAGAUUCCAGAAGUGUUUGGAGGUUGGCAUGAAACUUGAAGCCGUGCGAGCGGAUCGGAUGCGUGGUGGUCGCAAUAAGUUCGGCCCUAUGUACAAACGUGAUCGGGCGCGAAAGCUACAAGUCAUGCGGCAGCGGCAACUUGCCCUCCAAGCGCUGCGUACAUCCAUUGGUUCGGUUGAGAUGAAGUCGUCGCCACUCUCGCCGGGAUACCAACAACCAUAUCCGAAUAUGAAUAUAAAGCAAGAAAUUCAAAUACCUCAGGUGUCCUCACUCACGCAGUCACCGGAUUCAUCGCCCAGCCCCAUCGCCAUCGCGCUCGGACAGGUCAACACGAGCGGCGGUGUGAUAUCGACGCCCAUGAAUGGCGGCAACGGCAGCGGCGGUGGCGGAGGAGGAGGCGCUGGUGGCGGCGGUGGCAGCGGCAAUGGCGGCAACACCAGCACCAACAGCAACAAUAGCAAUAACACCAGCAGCGAUGGACUCAACCGCAGUGGCAGCGGCAAUUGCCAUGACACUGGAACUGGAUCUCUGCAGAAUGCGUCCGAGUCGAAAAUGUGUUUCGACUCUGGCACGCAUCCUUCAAGCACAGCUGACUCCAUCAUCGAGCCCCUCAGGGUGUCACCGAUGAUACGUGAUUUCGUGCAAUCGAUAGAUGAUAGAGAAUGGCAGACCCAGCUCUUUGCGCUGCUACAAAAACAAACCUACAAUCAAGUGGAAGUUGAUCUCUUCGAGCUGAUGUGCAAAGUGUUGGACCAAAAUCUGUUCUCGCAGGUGGAUUGGGCUAGAAACACAGUCUUCUUCAAGGAUCUUAAGGUUGACGACCAAAUGAAAUUGCUGCAGCAUUCCUGGUCCGAUAUGCUUGUGCUCGAUCAUUUGCAUCAGCGAAUACACAAUGGUCUACCCGAUGAGACGCAACUGAAUAACGGUCAAGUAUUCAAUCUGCUGUGGUUAGGCCUGCUUGGUGUACCGCAAUUGGCUGACUAUUUCAAUGAGCUGCAAAAUCGUCUGCAAGACCUCAAAUUCGACAUGGGCGAUUAUGUGUGUAUGAAAUUCCUAAUACUACUCAAUCCAG
This is a messenger RNA of Bactrocera latifrons, 5663 nucleotides long. RefSeq names its product nuclear hormone receptor FTZ-F1 (gene ftz-f1). Gene Ontology annotation, biological process: tissue development; hormone-mediated signaling pathway; regulation of transcription by RNA polymerase II. Gene Ontology annotation, molecular function: nuclear receptor activity; RNA polymerase II cis-regulatory region sequence-specific DNA binding; zinc ion binding. Gene Ontology annotation, cellular component: RNA polymerase II transcription regulator complex. Lineage: Eukaryota; Metazoa; Arthropoda; Insecta; Diptera; Tephritidae. The record is from RefSeq and is a predicted model, not a curated record.